AUGUAUCGGGAGAAUUCUGACCAGAAUAAACCCUCAGCUUUAGAGGACGAUUCUCUGAUCAGUGGUGCACUGAUCAAAAAAAGAAUCAUUCAGGAGCCAAUAUUAAGUCACGGCGAGUCUCCAUCUAAACCUACCAACUUGGUUCCAAGCUCUCCGGUGGACAAAGCUCAGAAUACCAACACCUCAUCCAAAUAUGACAACAUCACCUGCAAAGUUAAGAUCCAUUCAGGAUCUCCUGCUGUCUACCAGCUGAUACCAAAGAAAGAGAACAUUGAAUCUCUGACAAGAAUGACUCUUGGUGAAAAAAAUCCAAAUAAAAAAAACAAAACCAUCUUACUUGUUGGUGAAACAGGAACAGGAAAAUCUACUCUGAUCAACGCUCUGGUCAACUACGCCAUGGGAGUGGAGUGGGAGGAUGAUGUCUGGUUUCAGAUCGUAGAGGAGGAGAAGAGAAGUCAAUCAGAAAGUCAGACAUCAGAUGUGAUCGUGUAUGAGAUCUUUGGUUUUGAAGAUAAAACUCUGCCCUACUCUCUGACCAUCAUCGAUACCCCUGGAUAUGGAGACACCAGAGGACAGAAUCACGAUGACAUCGUCAGUCAAAGAUUAUUAGACUUGUUCCAGUCAAAGGAUGGAGUUCAUGAGAUUAAUGCAGUGGGUCUGGUGCUGAAAGCCAGUGAGAAUCGACUGAAUGACCGACUGAGGUACAUCUUUGAUUCAGUGGUGUAUCCAUUUGGAAAAGACAUGGAGAAGAACAUUGUCGCCCUCAUCACACACUCAAAUGGAAGAACACCAAAAAAUCCUCUACAAGCUGUCGAAGCUGCGAUGAUUAAAUGUGCCAGAAAUGAGAAGAAUCAACCUGUUCACUUCCUGUUUAAUAACCGCCAGGAUGAAGGCAGGACAGAGGACAUAAAAGACCUUAAACGUGCAGAUGCAACAACAACAGAAGGAAUGAUUCAGUUCACAAAGUUCCUUGAAAAAACUGCACCUCAAAAUAUGGAGGAAACCAUGGACGUACUAACCGAGCGCACCAUACUGACAACCUGCAUCCAAAACCUGCAAGAAAAAAUUUAGUCUAUUGAAAAGAAACAGAGAAUUAAAAAGGAGAAUCAGACACUCCUGAAGAAACACAAACAAGACAUAAAGGAUAAUAAGGAGUACAAAAUAAAUCAAAAGAGCGUCAUCAAAGUUAAAGAACCAAUUGAUGGUGGAGGGAGCUGGUGGGCGUUGGGGUUGUAUGGAGCUCUCUGCUGUACAAAAUGUAAGAAGACCUGUCACUAUCCAUGCAAAUGUAUCUUUCAUGCAGUAUUCUGUGAGAUUAUAGACUUCAAUGACGCAUGCAAGUCCUGUGGGUGUAAUGAGUCAUAUCAUGUGAAAGAGACCUGGAGGUAUGUGGAGAAGGAAAUCACAAGCAAGGUGACUGUAAAAGCUAUGAAAGAGAAGUAUGAAAAGGGUCGAGCAGGCUUUGAUAAGGUAAAAAGCCUUUUGGAAACUCUUGAGAAGGAAAUAGAAAAACUUCAGAAAGAAAAACAUCAGUGGUUGGAAAAAUCCUUUGAGCAUGUUGUGAAACUGGAGCAGAUCGCCCUGAAGGUUGAUUCAGUGUCCACUCGUGAGCACUUGGACUUCCUAAUUAAGAGGAUGAAGGACACAGCGAAGAAGAGGACACUGGAAGAGAUGAAAAGUCGAGCUGAUGACAAAGAAGGAACCACAGGAGCUGGUAACGCAAAGAACUAGAUGAACUAGAGUCACUGAGAGCAGACAGCUGUGUAGAAAACAAGGUCUACACUGAUGAUCAAAUAUGUUUUAUUAUAGUUCUAUUAAAGCUACACUAUGUA
Perca flavescens (yellow perch) is the source of this 1832-nucleotide messenger RNA. Its product is annotated as septin-1. The record is from RefSeq and is a predicted model, not a curated record. Gene Ontology annotation, molecular function: GTP binding. Bases 1 to 1071 code for a protein of 356 amino acids. The transcript is spliced from 5 exons. NCBI's taxonomy places the organism in Eukaryota, Metazoa, Chordata, Actinopteri, Perciformes, Percidae.